AUGUCCAAAGAUCAGCAACUGGACCAGGUUGCACCGCUCCAUAUUAUUAAGAAAACAACGAGCGGUAGUCCAAAGUUGUCAGAAUGGUCUUCCGGUAGUCGACACGACCCUCAGCAAAUGAACUGGGAACGCGCGGCCUUAAACGCGUCUUCGCAACAAGCUUUAACGCCUGUGGACAUGCGGCCAGCCGGUCUUUCUAGCCCAGUUUUGUCGCCAUCAUCGCCUUCAUCUUCUUCUUCAUCAGCGUCCACUACACCUAAAUUCCGGAAUAAUAUUAGUCGUAACCAGCUAAGUUACCGUGGUCCAUCAUCAACCAGUACUUUGGAUGGAGCAAAGCCGUUUGAGUCCCCGCAAUAUUAUUUGCGCCAGCCGUUUGAGCGAGAAGAAGAAGAAAACGAAGAUGAUGAAGAUGAUUAUGAAGAUAAGUUCGACUUCACCAACCAUAGCAAAAUUGAAAACGCAAAUGAUCAGGCGCUAGACGAUAUGAUUGCACGAUAUGACUGGGAUAAUUCUCCUCGACCUUCACAGGAACUGGUUAGGGCACCAUCUGUGUCUCAAACUAUGACGACUGAAACAAAGUUUUACAGCAGCAGCAACAAGCUUUGGUCCACCCAACGACUUGUGUUGUCUCAAUCUCCCCUUCCUAUCCAGCAACACGCCCAUCCUCAGAAUAUCCAUCAUCAUCAUCAUCAUCAUCAUCAGCAGCAGCAGCAGCAGCACAUUGCAAACCACCUUCAAAAUCCUCACUUCUCAUCUACUCUGGCCUUGAACUUUGCUUUGCAGCCUCUAGCUUGUCUUCCUGCUGGCCGUUCAGACCCCAUGCUUAUGGCCUCAUCUUCUGCGCAACAGUAUAUCCCCCCAACAUCCUCAUCUGCUUCUCUCCAUAUAGGUUCUCAAGUACCAUCUGCACCACACCACUACCAAGGAGGAAUUGCAAUAGCAGAGUCAAAUCGCUCAUUAUCAACAAGUUCCAAAGUUUGCUUCCCUCAGCCCCAGUCUCUUCCUAAUCUUUUGCCGCCAUUUAUUCGGUCUUCUUCGCUUCCACUUUCUCCACCUCCAUCUUUACCAUUACCUCAAGCCCCAGCGGGAUCGGCAUUUUCCUUAGCUUCCAACUUUUCAUCUGCCUUUUCGUCUUCUUCAUCGCCUGAAUCAUCUGGUCCUUCUUCUCCAUCGUCGUCAUCAGAAUCGUCACCGUCUUCGCCCUCUUUCUUUUUAUCAUCCCCAAUCGAUUCGUCAAUAACAACAACGCCAGUCGUCACGCCACUGUUGAAUCACAUUUCUGCUCGCUCAGCGCAGGCACCAACUCCGCCGGGUUCACCAUCGCCCAAAGUGCCACCUAUUUCACCUCGUCGAGCUGAGUUAAAACAGCAACCAAUCCGGGGUAGUAUUGAAACAAUAACUGUUCAGGCAAGUGAAAACGUGGUGAAUGAUUCAGCAGCUAAGCUCAAAACAAUAACCCAGUAUCAUCAACAGAAGCAAGAGCAGCAGCCCAUGACUUUCUCUCGAGUAGGAACUGGUUUCAGUCGUUUUGAAACACCCCCAACGUUCGUCAAUGGUAUUCAAAACGAGGGAAAGGUAUCAUCAUUCUCUUCUAUACAACAGCAAAAGUUAAAGAAUCAAUCUCAAAUACCACAACGCAGUGUGAAAUUCAGUACCAAGCCGAUCCAUAUAGGGAGCUCAUUAAACCAUCAGCAACAGCAACAGCAACAACCAUCAAUAAUGCGAGAAAGUGCAUUAAGAGCAUCUUUGCAAGAAAGAAAAAGUCAAUCCAAUCCAAGGAAAAAAGGAGGCAGCGGGAAUAUUCCUGGUGCAACAAUAGCAGCAGCAGCAGCAGCUGCUGCUGCUGCUGCUGCUGCCGCAGCCGCGGCUUCUGGGUCUGGAUCUUCUUCAGCUUCUGCCAAUAUUAAUAAGACUUCUUCUUCUUCAACAACAACAAAUGUUCAACCGGUAGCUCCUCGAUCGUCGUCUUUGUCUGCACGACUUUUGGGUCGUCCUUCACCAUCACUGUUUGGAUAUCAUGAUUCUUCUGGUAGAACGGGUAGCAUGACUGGAUCUGUGCGGUCUGUUCGGUCAGUGCGAUCUGGUCAGUCACUGAACUCGGUCAAGUCUGUGCGAUCUGGUCAGUCAUUGAACUCGGCCAAGUCUGUGCGAUCUGGUCAGUCACUGAACUCGGUCAAGUCUGUGCGAUCUGGUCAGUCAUUGAACUCGGUCAAGUCUGUGCGAUCUGGUCAGUCACUUAACUCGAUGAGGUCUGUGCGGUCUGGUCAGUCAAUGAGCUCGGUGAAGUCUGUUCAAGAAUCAAACAUGCAAGCUGCUCGUCAAGCACAAGCUGAGUUGCAUUCUCAAAUUAGCUCACGUCGCCAAAAAUCAAAUCAACUUGUAUCACCGCCUCAGCAGCAGCCACAAGCUGGUGUCAUGUCUGGUCACUCUUUCCUGGAUACAUUUGCCAAGGCAAAAAAGGAAAGCCCAAGAAUGCGGGCUAGCACAAGUAUGCCUGCUUUGCGGGCACUGGUACUUGGACGUGAUGGUACAACUCGUAAAGAUUCUUUCACGGUUCCUCCGGUUCCUCAGGUUCCUCAGGUUCCUCAGGUUCCUCAGGUUCCUCCAGUCCCUCUAGUCCCUCUAGUCCCUCCUAUUCCUUUAGUCUCAUCUGCACCCAAAACUGUUCAAUGGGAAGACAAUCAGCAACCACUUUUGUUAGCUAAGUCUAACAAAGAUUCUGGUGGAGACAUUAGUGUGAAUGAGAGCAGCACUAUUGACAACAGAAGCGGUAAGAACAACGAUGGUAUCAUCAAUACUAGGACUUUUGCUGCUGGUACCACCAAGACUACCUCUACUUCUACUUCUACCGCUACUACCAACUCUACCACCAGCACUACCACUACCACAGCGACUAAUGGGCUCGGGCGCCACGUGAUUGUUGCUGUGACAAAAUACCCACUGAAUGAUUCGGCAUCUGGUGUCCGGGCAACGCCGGCAGAGGAAGGAUUCCAUUUUGCGCCGACCGGGCGGAUCCAGAUGGUUGGAGCACAGGAGGUUAAAGUAGAUGAAAAGGAAAAAGAAGAUUUGCGGACGUUGUUUGGGGAAGAAGGAAAGGAAGAAUUUUUAAAAAAGGCUUCUAGGAAGUCUUUGGAAGGUACUUUUGUGGACACAAACAAUGAUGUUACUAUGAGUAGUGACCAGAAUAAUGGUGAUAAUAAUUUUGUUAUUACUACUAUUACUACUAAUAAUAAUAAUACUACUACUAAUAAUAAUACUACUAAUAAUAAUAAUAAUAAUGACAAUAAUAAUUAUAAUAAUAAUAAUAAUAAUAACCAGAUAUAUUCUUCACCUCCUUCUAAUUUCUCACCACAACUACAACAACAAUUACAGCAGCCCUCGGCUUCCUUACCUCAACAACAUCUAGAAGAUCUUCCAACUCUGGCCACGGACGUAAUGCCGCUUAAAGCUCCGGUCUACAGAAGUGGUAAUCAAACUGGCAUGAACCGCAUGGAAAUUACAGCUGCUGCUGCUGCUACCAUAGCAAACUCGUCCAGCACCCAUCAGCACCAACAGCACCAACAACACCAGCAUAAUUCACGGCUCACCCAGUCCUCUUCAUUCUCUUCUUUUGCACUUUUUGCAGACAAGCACCGACCAUCUUUUUUCGGCUCAAAAUCUUCAAUACCCGUGACUCAAUCUUUAUCCCAGAUUAGUUCUAAUUUAACAGAUUCAUCUGCCCCUCUUCCUUCUCCUACUUCUCCUACUUCUCCUUCUUCUCUUACUUCUCCUACUUCUCUUACUUCUCUUACUUCUCCUACUUCUCCUAAUUUUCCUAAUUCUCCUGCUUCUCUUAAUUCUCCUGCUUCUUCUUCUUCUACUACAACUACAACUACUACUUCUACUCCUCCAUCGCAAAAAGCUAGAAAGAAACGCAGCAUGCUUAUCAAGCGCUCAUUUUCAUCUUCUGCUUCUCAGACCUUACCAGCAACGGCUACAGACCAGCAACUGCCGUCUUCUUUGGCAACUUCUUCUUCUUCUUCUUUUUCUUCUUCAGUCACUCAAACAACAACAACAACAACAACAACAACAACAACUCUAUUAACAGCUUCUACAACAGCUUCAUCCUUACAACCAGCUCAUCUACCAUACUCUCCUUCUACAGCUUCUACUCUUUCAGUCCAACAUCAUGACCCCCAACUUUCCCAAGUAUACUCCCCAGUAAACCCUACUCUUCCUCUUCAUCCAACAGACUCGGGCUCAUCUACUUAUACCUCAGCUUUAAACCAUAAACAAUCUUCAACCUUUCGCAGACCUUCCCAACAAGCCUUACAUCCACCAACAGCCCCAGCUUCGUCUGCCUCUUCCGGAACCUUGCUGGCAAGUAAAAGUCUUAGUAGCAUUAGUUCCAGCUUUUCUGUGCCUUCGACAAAAAACCCAUUUCGGUCUCGACAAGCUUCACUCGCUCAUCAUCAUCAUCCUCCUCCUCCUCCUUUACCUUCUGUAUCACAGUCAACCACAAAACACUAUCUCGACCGCGAAAUUGAAGAUAAGCUACGACUAUUGGCUGUCUCAGAAGUCAAGUUCGAUGAGGUGAUUGAGUUUGGAUUCCCCAUUCAUGUAGCCCCUGCAGACCUCCUGCUUCUCGGCUAUACCCCUGACCAAAUUCAAACACAGCAACAAACACAGCAACAACAACAGCAGCAGCAGCAACAACAACAAGCCUUGGAUGACCAAGAAAAUAAAAAGAAAAAGAGUAGUAAUGAAGAUGAUGAUUCAACAGCUGCUAGUCAACCUUCAGCCUGUUCUUCUUCUUCUUCUUUAUUAACCCCAGAAAAGAAACACUCUACAACUAGAUAUACACUACGGCCAGAUUCUCAAGCGUUUGUAGCAGCAGUCCCCCGAGAAAUGACUCUCAAAUUCACCCUCACUCCACCAACAAUGCGUGCAGAUGAAGCUAUUCUCUACGGUUGGCAAAGAGAUGCCUCGGCCACAGGUGACGACGAGGGCUCAACCCCACGCUUUUCGUUCGACACUGGGCUAGACGACGCGGGUGGCAGUGCGGCUGGCGGCGUGCGCAAGUCGUUAGACAGUUCUUAUGAAAGUAUGCAUGCAGGGGGUGGUGUCAGCACUACUAAUACUACUACUACUGUUACUGCCACUGCCACUGCCACUGCUGCUUCUACCUCUGCCUCUGUCUCUGCUUCUGCUGCAGGCUUGUUUUCGUCGUCAUCGUCAUCAUCAUUAUUAUCAUCACCAACAAUUUCUGGAACAAUGCCAGUAACCAGUGGAAUGACGGUGGUUGCACCUGGAGUCUAUGCUUAUGAUUCCAAUCACAAUCAAACAAAGGAAAACUCAUCUGGUGGAGGUAGCAGUGGAAUGAUUCCAGUGGGUGGGUUUGGAAAGGAUGGAAAUUCUAAAAAGAUUAUGAUGAAACGGGUCUUUGGCAAGUUUACUCCUAAGAGAGCUGGAGGAGGUGGCACCGGACAUGGUCACGGAGGGCCCUUUGGAGGUAGUAAACAUGGAGCUGGUCCUGCCAUGAUGAUUACAAGUGCUGAUGUGAGUCGGUAG
Molecule: messenger RNA, 5550 nt
Organism: Magnusiomyces paraingens
Lineage: Eukaryota; Fungi; Ascomycota; Dipodascomycetes; Dipodascales; Dipodascaceae
Exons: 1
Coding region: 1-5550 (1849 amino acids)
Source: RefSeq, a predicted model, not a curated record